Messenger RNA from Alexandromys fortis (reed vole), 3331 nucleotides. RefSeq names its product cullin 2 (gene Cul2). Gene Ontology annotation, molecular function: ubiquitin protein ligase binding; protein-macromolecule adaptor activity. NCBI's taxonomy places the organism in Eukaryota, Metazoa, Chordata, Mammalia, Rodentia, Cricetidae. Gene Ontology annotation, biological process: protein ubiquitination; SCF-dependent proteasomal ubiquitin-dependent protein catabolic process. Gene Ontology annotation, cellular component: SCF ubiquitin ligase complex; Cul2-RING ubiquitin ligase complex. The transcript has 20 exons. The record is from RefSeq and is a predicted model, not a curated record. Bases 198 to 2204 code for a protein of 668 amino acids.
GUGGCGGUGGCCGGCCGGGGAGGCGGCCUCGGCGCACAGUAAUGGCAGCGCUGUGAGCCGGGGAACGCGAGCUGACAGCCGCCGCCGCCCACCCUCCGAGCCGGGGGCUUCGUCCUUCACGCCUGCAGGUUGCCUCCCUCCCCGGGCCCCUGCCCUCGCCCUGCUUCCGCAGAAGGUUUCAACACUAAAGUUGCACAAUGUCUUUAAAACCAAGAGUAGUGGAUUUUGAUGAGACAUGGAACAAACUCCUAACUACAAUCAAAGCUGUUGUUAUGCUGGAAUAUGUUGAAAGAGCAACAUGGAACGACCGCUUCUCAGAUAUUUAUGCUUUAUGCGUGGCCUAUCCUGAACCACUUGGAGAAAGACUUUAUGCAGAAACAAAGAUUUUUUUGGAAAAUCAUGUUCGGCAUUUGCACAAGAGAGUUCUGGAGUCUGAAGAACAAGUGCUUGUUAUGUAUCAUAGGUAUUGGGAAGAGUACAGCAAGGGUGCCGACUAUAUGGACUGCUUAUAUAGGUAUCUCAAUACCCAAUAUAUUAAAAAAAAUAAAUUGACGGAAGCCGAUUUACAAUACGGCUAUGGUGGAGUAGAUAUGAAUGAACCACUUAUGGAAAUAGGAGAGCUAGCAUUGGAUAUGUGGAGGAAGUUAAUGGUUGAACCCCUUCAGAACAUCCUCAUCCGAAUGCUGCUCAGAGAAAUCAAAAAUGAUCGUGGUGGAGAAGACCCAAACCAGAAAGUAAUCCAUGGGGUUAUUAACUCCUUUGUUCAUGUUGAACAGUAUAAGAAAAAAUUUCCCUUAAAGUUUUAUCAGGGAAUCUUUGUGUCUCCAUUUUUGACUGAAACAGGAGAAUAUUACAAGCAAGAAGCUUCAAAUCUAUUACAAGAAUCAAAUUGCUCACAGUAUAUGGAAAAGGUAAAGAAACACUUCAUGUUAUACACCUGGCAGGAUUUUAUUAACAGCAUACGUGUGAUGCCAACACUAUUUGUGGAAUCAGUUUUGGAAGUACAUGGCAAAUUUGUUCAACUUAUUAACACUGUUUUGAAUGGCGAUCAGCAUUUUAUGAGUGCUCUAGAUAAGGCCCUUACAUCUGUUGUAAAUUACAGAGAGCCCAAGUCUGUUUGCAAGGCACCUGAACUGCUUGCUAAGUACUGUGACAACUUGCUGAAGAAGUCAGCAAAGGGAAUGACUGAGAAUGAAGUGGAGGACAAACUCACCAGCUUCAUCACCGUUUUCAAAUACAUCGACGACAAAGACGUUUUUCAGAAGUUCUAUGCAAGAAUGCUUGCAAAACGUCUAAUUCAUGGGUUGUCUAUGUCUAUGGAUUCGGAAGAAGCCAUGAUCAAUAAAUUAAAGCAAGCCUGUGGUUAUGAGUUUACCAGCAAGCUGCAUCGGAUGUACACAGAUAUGAGCGUCAGUGCUGAUCUCAACAAUAAGUUCAACAAUUUCAUCAGAAACCAAGACACAGUGAUAGAUUUGGGGAUUAGUUUCCAAAUAUAUGUCCUUCAGGCUGGUGCAUGGCCUCUCACUCAGGCUCCUUCAUCCACAUUUGCGAUUCCUCAAGAGUUAGAAAAAAGUGUACAGAUGUUUGAAUUAUUUUAUAGCCAACAUUUCAGUGGAAGGAAACUGACGUGGUUACAUUAUCUCUGUACAGGUGAAGUUAAAAUGAACUAUUUGGGAAAACCAUAUGUGGCUAUGGUUACAACCUACCAAAUGGCAGUUCUUCUUGCCUUUAACAACAGUGAAACUGUCAGCUAUAAAGAACUCCAAGACAGCACUCAGAUGAAUGAAAAGGAGCUGACCAAAACAAUCAAAUCAUUACUUGAUGUAAAAAUGAUAAACUAUGAUUCAGAGAAGGAGGAUAUUGAUGCAGAAUCGUCAUUUUCUUUAAAUAUGAGCUUCAGCAGUAAGAGAACAAAAUUUAAAAUUACUACGUCAAUGCAGAAGGAUACACCACAAGAGCUGGAACAGACGAGAAGUGCUGUAGAUGAGGACCGGAAAAUGUAUCUCCAAGCUGCUAUCGUCCGCAUCAUGAAAGCACGCAAAGUGCUUCGGCACAACGCCCUCAUCCAGGAGGUAAUAAGCCAGUCAAGAGCCAGGUUCAAUCCCAGUAUCAGCAUGAUUAAGAAGUGCAUAGAAGUUUUGAUAGACAAGCAGUACAUUGAGCGCAGCCAAGCAUCUGCAGACGAAUACAGUUACGUCGCUUGACACCCUCUUCCGGUGCGGGUGUGAGGUCAUUGCCAUCACCGUUUGGUGUGCUCCUGUGGGAAAAAGCAGGCCUGUGCCUCCAUACUUCGGUUAUUUGGCAGCCCCUGUUUUUCUGCUGUUUACAACAUCACCAGUGCCACGUCAUGAGCGUCAGAGAAAAGCCUAGCGAUAUUUCAAGCUCAUGUCAGGAUGACAUUUCUUAACUUUACUAGAAGAAGGAGUGAAGCGUUGCUGAAAUGUGGGGUUCGGUUGGGUACCAUGCUUUCUCCCCUUCACGUUUGCAGUUGAUGUGGUUUUUUUUUAAUGUAUCUUAAAGGACAUAAAAUAAAAACUUAAAUAUUGUAAUAUGACAGAUAACCUAAUAAUUGUAUCUACAUUAAAAUGACAAACAUGAUGUUGCUGCUUGUCAAAUAAAAAAAAUAAAGAAACAGAAUGCCUUUUUCUAUGUGGAUGGAAUAUCAGGUUGGACAGAAAAUAAGACAUCCAAGCAGCCAACAGCAUUUCAUCUUGGUGAUGAAGUGCACUUGGGCUCCUGUUUAACCUUCAAUUAAGACUUCUCGUUAUUGUUUUUGAAUACAUAAAAUUGCAUCUGGUGUAAAAUUCUCUUCUGUGAAUUUGAGCUAAAUGGCAUAAGCAAUUUUUGCCGACUGAAGAUGUAAUUCUGUCAGUGGUUUUCGUGAUGUGCUGUACAAGAAACAGAGUGGUGGCUACUGUGGUGACUUGAGCCUGGCAGAGCAGGAUCUGCUCCCCCUCGACUCUCUUCUUGACACAUUAACGCUGACAUAAUGACUGUUGUAGGAGACGGACUCCACCACCAGCACCCCUUCCCCAGUGCAGGUGACUCCCCGUCCUAAGUCCGACAGCAGUGUCCCUCAACGCUCUGGCGCCUUGUCUAGGGACAUGGAAUCUCCCGUUAGUUUGUUUACUGCAGAUAACAGGGGCAUUAAAAUACUCUGGUCUCCAUAUUAUCCGUCUGCCAUCCCUAUAUUGCUUUUUUUAAGCCAGAGUAUUUAAAGCAUAUACAAUACAAAUACUUUGUUUAUAAUCAAUUUAUAUCUUAACUGAUAAGGCCUUAAACCCACAAUGAUAAUAUGCUGAAUAAAUAAACUACUUAAUUUACAUUCUCA